ACGUCUUUCCAGUUCCGUGUUCGUUGGGUGGCCCCAUCAUGCGCUGCUCUGGGCGGGACUUUACCCACGCUGCAGCUUUUCAGAAGAACAAACUAUCGGCAUACCGUCAGGCUCAUGCCAGUGACCCUCGUAGUGCUGCGGGCUGCACGUUCGGCGAACUCACACGGAGAAGCGGCACUGUAUCGCACGACUAGUAGCGGACGACUCUCCUUCCAAUCAGCGCAUUGCUGUGAUAUGCCAUACCACUUGGCAUAAUGACGGCUUGGGGCUCAUGAAAUGGCGAAGAUGCCAUGACUCUUCCACGCGCUGGCGUGAGAACGGUGUAUCGCAUACCGCAUAUACCACUCGGGCUUGGGCAUAUGUGUUAUCUUCGCUUGCCUCCGCUUCACCUCGACCCUCGCCUCCUCGCGCUUCUUCCAUAAACUGUGCCUCGAUGUCGUCAAUUCAUGGCGCAACCAAAAGCUGAUAAGCACCAGAAGAACUUGAGCCGCUACAAGUGGUUCAAGUGCGAGAACCCCUCGCAGACCCCGGACACUCCAGCCCACUACUACACCAACACGGAGACGGGUGCCUCCAGUUGGGAGGAACCCCAAGAGCCAUACUGGGUCUACAACAUCGAGCUUGGGGGUCCAGACCCGUGCGGUCUGCAGUAUCCGGCCGGCGUGGAGCGGCCGGGCGCGGAGCAAACAUUAGCAGAGACCAAUCCUCUGCAGUACAACCCCAAGAUUCACGGCAAUUACGACCCCAAUGCAGACUAUGCCAAGUACACUUCACAACGCCUCGCCCAGCAGAGUGGCGGCGCCACUACUACCCUGACAACCAUGCCGGGACACACAGCCGACUACACGGCCAUCAUGGCUCUCAACGCGCGCACAGGCAGCACACAGCCCUCGCACCUGACGGCAGACCGACACACAGAGGCGGCCAAGAGUGGACGACAGAUGAAUGCCUUUUUCGACGUCGACGCAGCCGCCAAUGCGCACGAGGGCAAAUCUCUCAAGGAAGAACGCAAAGCCAAGAAACUCAGCAAGGCAGAAGUCAAAGCGUUUAAUGAGGCGCGAAAAGAGAAGAAACAGAAGAAGCGUAUGGCAUUUUACAAGUCUUGAUGAUGAUGAUGAUGUUUUUUUCUUCGAUGAGAUGUCGAAUGAAAAUGGUAGGUAGGUAGAUAGAGAGCUUGCUUAAU
This is a messenger RNA of Sphaerulina musiva SO2202, 1183 nucleotides long. RefSeq lists its product as uncharacterized. Lineage: Eukaryota; Fungi; Ascomycota; Dothideomycetes; Mycosphaerellales; Mycosphaerellaceae. The transcript has 2 exons. The coding region runs from base 447 to 1106 and encodes 219 amino acids. The record is from RefSeq and is a predicted model, not a curated record.